Molecule: messenger RNA, 2268 nt
Organism: Electrophorus electricus (electric eel)
Lineage: Eukaryota; Metazoa; Chordata; Actinopteri; Gymnotiformes; Gymnotidae
Gene: fam131ba
Product: family with sequence similarity 131 member Ba
Source: RefSeq, a predicted model, not a curated record
CUUGCAGAGCAGGGGAAAGAGAGAGAAACGCAGAGAAGAGGACAAGGGAGAGAAAGAGCAAGAAGAAAGAGAAUGAUGUCUGCUGAAAAGGCACUUCUUCCUCGCUGAGACACCAUGGGCUGCAUUGGCUCCCGCACUAUCAGUCUGCCACAUGGAGUUGGACAGAGGCUCCUCUGCAUUCUGGGCAAGAACACCUGCCAGACCCAAUUGUUGUGUGGUUCAUUUGAUGUUCCUUGCUGUUCCUGCUAGUGGCACAUGGCUAUCCUCCCUUCUGUCAUGAUAGGCAGGAAGAUGACAAGUUCUGCACAAGGAUUGCAAGCGGCAGACGCAGUCCCUGUAAGGAAAGAUGGGGAGCAGCAUGGGCGUGCCGAGUUUUCCUGGGAAGGAAUCAACCUCUCUAUGGAGGACACCACCUCCAUCUUACCCCGUCUGAAGCGUAACUCCAAUGCCUAUGGGAUUGGAGCUCUGGCUAAGUCCUCUCUGUCAGGUGUGUCAGGUGUGACCCGGUCUAUGAAGGACAAGGUAACAAAACCUACUGCUAUGGCUCAAGGCCGUGUGGCCCAUAUGAUUGAGUGGCAGAGUUGGGGAAAGCCAUCAGCUGGGCCAGUCGGGGGAGCAGGUCACUUCAACCUACACCGUGAGAGGGAAAGAAGACUGGAAAACGAUGCUUACAGUGAUCUAAGUGAUGGAGAGAAGGAGGCACGAAUGGCUGCUGGUGUGAUGCAGCAGUUUGCUAUCUCUGAGGCUACACUCUUGGCAUGGAACUCUAUGGAUGGAGAAAGUCUCUGUGCUGAUUCCAACCAAGGCAGUGUGGCCCAUCUCAGUGAAGUCAACCAAGAGAGCAUCACCAGCAGAGAUCAGGUAUUGCAUCACUCCUCUGCAGAAGUGUGGCCUCACACCUACGUCUCCCAAGGUCUCUACUGCCUCUCCUCCUCUGAUGCCUGGGAGCCAAUCAGUAAUGAGCCUUCAGGCAUGGCCUCUCCUGCUGCUGGCUCCUACAUAUUGGCAGGCGGAGCUGCAGGAGAGGGCUAUGAUGGCUCCGCCCACUAUCUGUCCCAGCAGCAGCAGCAGCUGACAAUGCAGCAGCAGAACCAUUUACAGCAGUUGCAGCAGAUCCAGCAGUACCAGCAGCAACAACUACUGCAGUACCAACAACAGUCACUGGAACAUCGACUAAACAGCACCUCCCACUCUUUGCAAGCCACACCCAACAGCACCAUUCAUAGUUCGGGCCCACCCACUCACCCACGUUUGGCUGAUUUAUGGGCAGCAGCUCAGGUGGAGCCCCAUCAGGUGGAAAUGAUGGGACACAUGGGUGUAACCUUGGCAGAAAUGGGCAUGCCAGAAUCAUAUGGGGAGGAAUUAGUUACAGAAAAUGAAUGCAUCCUUGAGCAGCAAGAAGAGGAGGAAGCCAAGGAGGAUGACAUCACAUUAACACUUGAACCUGAGCCGAUAUCGGUAACCCCCGUUCUGACCCCUCCAGCUCCUAGAGAGGCCUCCACUCCACCUGGAAGUGUAAGCCCAGCACAGGCACCAGCAGAGCCACUGGCUGAGCACAUGGCCUUUGAGGUCACAUCCAGCGUCGUCCAAUCCCUGGAAGAGAAGGAAGAGGAGGUGAAAGAGGCUGUGGUCAUUGUGGCAACUAACUGAUAGCUACAAUUACAACACAGCUAUAGAGUUACUGAAAGGAAAUAAAUAAAAAUAAAAAUAAAAAUGGAACUAUCAUACUGAAAUAAUCAACUAAUUAAGCUAUGUAUACCCACCCCCUCCCAAGGUGUAUUCCUUUUUCGUCCAACAAACUUGAUGAAGGACUUGAUUCACUAAUAUAUGCGUUAAUAAAAUAUGAUGGAGGACAUAAUAGAAUGAGCUCCUGUAAUGCAGCAGCAUUCAGACAGACACUAUGAAGUGGAGAUCUGUGAUGUGUUUCCAGAGAACCCUGCAGUUUUAUGACCAGGGAGAGCAAAAAGGAAAAAGACUCUGAGGACACUUACAAAAGAAAUUACAGAGUGCAAUACUGAGAUAUCAAGACAACCAAAAGAAAAUGCAUGCGUUUUGAAUAUUUAAAUGACUGAAUUAUCAGUAUACAUAUAGUAAUAAAAUUCCAUUGAUUUUUGUAAUGAAAUUAAACGCCAAUAAACGGAUAUGUAUUUGUAUGUACGUACAAUAUGUAUGUUUGUAUGUAUGCGUGUAUGUUUGUAUGAAUGUAUGAAUGUAUGUAUAAAAGCAUAAUUGUGUAAAACUUAUUAUCAAUUCGCCAUUUGGCAAUAA